Indicator indicator is the source of this 3237-nucleotide messenger RNA. It is a transcript of the gene TRERF1, whose product is annotated as transcriptional regulating factor 1. Lineage: Eukaryota; Metazoa; Chordata; Aves; Piciformes; Indicatoridae. The record is from RefSeq and is a predicted model, not a curated record. The coding region runs from base 1 to 3237 and encodes 1078 amino acids. The transcript has 13 exons. Gene Ontology annotation, biological process: negative regulation of DNA-templated transcription; regulation of transcription by RNA polymerase II. Gene Ontology annotation, cellular component: transcription regulator complex; histone deacetylase complex. Gene Ontology annotation, molecular function: transcription corepressor activity.
AUGGGGGACCAGCAAUUGUACAAAACUAACCAUACUGCCAACAGCAAUGAGAACUUGUACUACCAACAACACCAAAUGAACUCCCUUCCACCUCUAAAUCAUAGCUAUGGGACAUCUGUUAUGGAUGCUCCCCAGACAUCUCCUCUCUCCCCUCAGUUUCCCCAAGAUUCAAGAGACAGUAUAGCUUUGCCUGUAGGUUCAAAAAGUCUUGGGUCAAUGGACACAUCUAGACAAACCAGUUGGACACAUUCUGGCUCAGGAAACCAUGUCCCAGUGAGGAACAGUUUGAAUAGUCAAAGCGCAAUGUGGAGCCCCCUCGGGCAAGGGGAGUCCCAUGAUGGAUACCAAUAUUCUUACUCUCAACCCAAUGAAAAUCGAUCACAAAAAAUUACCAGUGGGGUUCUGCAUAAAUUGGAUUCCUUUACACAAGUAUUUGCUAACCAAAAUCUGAGAAUUCAAGUCAACAACAUGGCUCAGGUUUUGCACACUGAGUCUUCAAUGGUGGAUAACUCUAGUGACAGCGCACUCAGGCAACUGCUGUCCCAGAAGCCAGCAGUAGAGCAACAACCUGUAACUUCCAGUGUGCAAAGAUAUCAACUACUGCCACAGCAGGGACACCAGAAUUUUGCAAGUACACAGCAAAAACAACAAAUGCAAGUCAUGCAGCACCAACAGUUGUACUACGACUACCAGCAGCAUUUAUCGCAGAUGCAGAUGCAUUCUGCCUUUCAGCAAAGGCAGAACCACACUCAACAAAUGCAGUCCCCACAGCUCUUACCGCAGCAGAUGCAGCACUUGCAGCAGACUCAGUACUACGCUCAGCCACAGCAGGGACAUCAGCGGCUAUCAAUACAGGAGAUCCAGCAGCAGCCAACUCGACAGCAGCAGCAGUGUCCAGUGCCAAUAGCUCAGUAUUACCAAGCCCAGCCUGUCAUGCAGCAGUUACAGCAACAGCAGCAACAGAUGCAAUUGCCGCUUCCUCCGUAUCACAGGGAACCUGACCCAAAGACUGUGCAUGAGCCACACCAGUACUCUCAGGAUACAAGUCAUCCUGUGCAGCUUAUCCAGUUGGGAGCAGUGCCUCAGUAUUGCUACCAAGAUCCCCAUGAACAGUACAGGCACUUGUACCCACAGAGUUUACUGCAGCAGCAGCAAGAUCAGCAGAAGCAAUAUCCAAGUGAGAGCAGAGUGCUGCCUCUGAACUCCCACAUUGGUCUCAGUCCACCAGAGACCACAGAGGAUGCCACAUUGCAAGAGCUUAAUUCUGCGGGUAAUGCUGUCCCUCAUCGAACUCCUUUGCCACCCUUGGGAGUUCAUUUGAACAAUAAAAGCUCUCAGCAAGACUCUCCCAGCACCAUGUGGCCUCAGGCACCACUGUCAGAUGGCAGACUGCAGCCACUGUCCCCAGAACAAAGUGGCCAGAACAGAGAAACACUUCCUGAGAGAGCUGAUGUGAAGAACAGGCUAAUGUGUUCAGUAUGCUUGAAAGAGUUUAAGAGUUUGCCUGCUCUAAAUGGUCACAUGAGGUCACACGGAGGAGUAAGAGCAUCUCCUAACUUCAAACAGGAAAUCAGCAAAAAACCUCCUCAAAGUGCUGUAAAAUUGGAAGAAAACUUCAAACCACUGCAGGACAAGAAGAAGUAUCGACAUAGACCUGAGCCUCUCUUCAUACCUCCUCCUUCCUUCAACUUCAGUAUGUCCCACUCUGGUGCCACCCUGUACCAGAGUCAGCUCCGCUCUCCUCGUGUUCUUGGAGAUCAUCUGCUAGACCGGACGCAUGAGCUCCCCCCCUACACUCCACCACCAAUGCUUAGUCCAGUUCGGCAAGGGUCUGGUCUCUUCAGCAGUGUUAUCACAUCAUCUCAUAACACCUCACACACUCAGCUGCCACUUACUCCACUGACACCUACUCCACGUGUGCUCCUGUGUCGGUCUAAUAGUAUUGAUGGAAGUGUCGUUCCAGUGACACCUGGGCCUGGAGAACAGACUGUUGAACCACGAAUCAAUAUUGGGUCCAGGUUCCAGGCUGAUAUUCCUGAGCUGCAGGACCGAUUGCUAAUGGAGAAAGAUGUCCACAAGGCUACUUUGGUUUGGAAACCAUGGCCAGAACUGGAGAACAAGGGUUUCCAACAAAGAGUGGAAGACCUUCUAAAUAUGAGCUGUUCCAGUGUGUUACCUGGUGGAGGAACUAACUCAGAAUAUGCUUUGCACUCUCUCUUUGAAGCAAAAGGAGAUAUUAUGCUUGCUCUUGAGAAGCUGCUGUUGAGAAAGCCAGUGAGAUUGAAGUGUCAUCCUUUGGCAAAUUACCACUACGCAGGCUCUGACAAAUGGACACAUCAAGAAAGGAGGCUGUUCAAAGAGGCGUUGUCCACCUACAGUAAAGAUUUCGUUUUUGUACAGAAAAUGGUUAAGUCCAAGACGGUUGCCCAAUGUGUGGAAUACUACUAUACCUGGAAAAAAAUCUUGCGCUUGGGACGGAAGCACAGAACACGUUUAGAGAAAAAAAGAGAGGAAUGCCUGACAAGUGGAGAAGAAGACGUGUUAGAAGAAGAUGAGGACAUCGAAGAAGAUAGAAAGGAAGAAAGGGAAAUGCAGAAGUCUCCUGACCCACCAGCUAUCCCCCUUGUUGGACCUAUAGAUCUUCCUGCCCUUCAGAAUCUGUCACUUUCUUCGUCCUUCAUCUGUGAAAUGCCAAAUUGUGGUGCUGUGUUCAGCUCCCGACAAGCACUAAAUGGCCAUGCUCGUGUUCAUGGAGGUACGAACCAGGUGACAAAACCACGAUGCACCAUUCCAGGUGCUAAGCAGAAAUCUGGUACUCAGAGUGGAUACUGCUCCAUCAAAAGUUCACCUGCCCACAGCACAACGAGCGGUGAGACCGACCCAACCACAAUAUUUCCUUGCAAGGAGUGUGGCAAGGUAUUUUUUAAAAUCAAAAGCCGCAAUGCUCAUAUGAAGACUCACAGACAACAAGAAGAACAGCAGAGGCAGAAGGCUCAGAAAGCUGCUGUAGCAGCAGAAAUGGCAGCCACUAUUGCAAGAACUACUGGGCCAGUUGGGCAUGGUUUGAUCCCUCUGGAUCACAUGAGUUUGGCUAAACAUGUUGAAAAUGUUGGUGACAUUGAUGAUGAUGUUGUUCAGGAGCUGGGUGAUGUCAUGGAAGAAAAUGAAGUCAUGGAUGCUGACCUUUUAUUGGAUGAUGAAGAUGCCGAUCUACUGCAGGAUGAUGCUGAGUUGUAA